Colletotrichum destructivum is the source of this 276-nucleotide messenger RNA. RefSeq lists its product as uncharacterized. The record is from RefSeq and is a predicted model, not a curated record. The transcript has a single exon. Lineage: Eukaryota; Fungi; Ascomycota; Sordariomycetes; Glomerellales; Glomerellaceae. Bases 1 to 276 code for a protein of 91 amino acids.
AUGUCCGCCGCAUCAUCAAACCACGAAAGGGUCGCGCAGUAUAACGCUGUUCAACAAGCGAUGUUAGAGGCACGAAACAAGAGACGAAAAGUUCAAACACCAGAGUUUCAGGCCCAAGUUGCCAAAGCAGAAGGCAAUCUGCAGUUGAUCAACAUGGUUCUGAUGAGCUUCUCGGCCGAGCAGAACGCCUGCGUUGAUCAGCGAGUGAGCCUCAGCCAUCAUCAGCAUAGGACAGAGGAGGCUUUACGCGCCAUAGUGUAUGAAAUGAGACAGUAG